Haemorhous mexicanus (house finch) is the source of this 2755-nucleotide messenger RNA. RefSeq names its product guanylate cyclase activator 1B (gene GUCA1B). Gene Ontology annotation, molecular function: calcium sensitive guanylate cyclase activator activity; calcium ion binding. NCBI's taxonomy places the organism in Eukaryota, Metazoa, Chordata, Aves, Passeriformes, Fringillidae. Gene Ontology annotation, cellular component: cone photoreceptor outer segment; photoreceptor inner segment. Gene Ontology annotation, biological process: visual perception. The record is from RefSeq and is a predicted model, not a curated record. The coding region runs from base 221 to 817 and encodes 198 amino acids. The transcript is spliced from 4 exons.
CAGGAGCCACUCUGAGAUCUCCUGGGGAGUGCACGGAGCUGCCAGGAGCUGGCCAGGGAGGAGGAACAGAAAACAAAGCACAAAAAAGGGAAGGUGACAUAGCAAGACACAGCACUAAUAUCAGAGGAGAGCCCAGGACAGCGAGAAGAAAAAGAACAAAGGACUUUGGCAGGGUUUUUCUUCUUUUCCUUCUGUUUUUAAUCCUGCUCUCCGGAGGAAAAUGGGGCAGCAGUUCACCAAUGCUGAAGGGGAGCAAGGAGAGAUUGAUGUUGCAGAGCUGCAGGAGUGGUACAAGAAGUUUGUGGUGGAAUGUCCCAGUGGGACCCUCUUCAUGCACGAGUUCAAGCGGUUCUUCGGGGUCCAGGACAACCAGGAGGCAGCAGAGUAUGUGGAGAACAUGUUCAGGGCUUUUGACAAGAAUGGGGAUAACACCAUCGAUUUCCUGGAAUAUGUGGCUGCCCUGAAUCUGGUUUUGAGGGGGAAGCUGGAGCACAAGCUGAGGUGGACGUUCAAAGUGUAUGACAAGGAUGGCAACGGCUGCAUAGACAAACCUGAGCUGCUGGAAAUCGUGGAGUCCAUCUACAGGCUGAAGAAGGUGUGCUGGUCGGACGUGGAGGACAGGACCCCGCUGCUGACCCCAGAGGAGGUGGUGGACAGGAUAUUUCAGCUGGUGGAUGAGAACGGGGAUGGGCAGCUGUCCCUUGACGAGUUCAUUGACGGAGCCAGGAAGGACAAGUGGGUGAUGAAGAUGUUGCAAAUGGAUGUGAACCCCGGGGGAUGGAUCACGGAGCAGAGGAGGAAGAGUGCUUUGUUCUGAGGGAAUUCGGCUCGGGCACAGCUGAGACCCCAGUGUCACCCUUCCCCUAGCCUGGUAACGACUUUCCUUUUUAAUUCCAUCUCAGCAUCCAGAUGAAAACCUGAGUGGUUUAAGGAGUCUCUGAUGUAAAACCCAGGUGCUGAGCACUGCUGGUACCCAGGGACUAUUUCUGGCCCGUGAAUAAGUCUUGCUGUGUACACAAUUGUGUGUUUGCCAGCUCUGCUUUUUGGUUACACCCCAAGGAACAACCCCUGGUGGCUUCCUGCAGGUCCUGAGCAGGGAGUGGGGCUGGCAGUGGGGAUGGAGCCUGGGUGCUGUCUCAGAGCAGACUGGGCAUGGCUCAGCCCUGCACUCACAGCACCUCAGGGCAGCACAGGCAGCUGGGGGAUGCUCAGGGGUCUCUGUGUAAACAUAAACCCACCAGAAAUGAGAACUGGGUCCGAGCAGAGGCCAGGACAGCACAGAGCUGAGGGACACAGUGUCAGGGCUGGGCAGGAGGAGCCACAGCUCCUUCCUCCCCCUCCUGGGGACCAGGGGCUGCUCCUUCUGCCUGCCCAGAGGCUGAGGGGCUGAGGGCUGCUGGCUCCAAACGCUGGCAUUUCCCAGCCCCGCUCAGAGCUCAGAACAGCCCAGGUGUGACUCAGCUCCCUCGAGCCCCUGGGUCUGAGGAAUCUUCACUGGAACAGCUUCUCCUGCCCUGGGAAGGGUGGAUGAGCCCCGGGAGCCCCGGGACCUUCACUGCCCUGGGAGAAGUUUAGUGGGAGCAGAGCUGAGGGAAGAGCAGGGCUCUGCUUGGCAGUGCCUCUGCAAUGGGAGGAUUUGUGCUGCUCCAUUGGCAGGACCACAGAAUCAGAAUCACGGAUGGUUUGGGGUGGGAGGAACCUUAAAACUCCUCGAUUUGCAAACCCCCUGCCCUGGGCAGGGAUGCCACAACAGGUUGCUCCAAACCCUGUCCAAACUGGCCUUGAAAAGUGACAAAAAUUCCAGGACAGUGGUUUUACACUGGACUUAAUUUAUCCCCAGACUGCAGAUACAGAAUUUACACAAGUUGCAGGCUGAGCUCUGCUGUUCUAUCCCAUGUUUCUACAUAGAUGUAUGUGGGAAGAGAAUUUGGGUUGAAUCAGUAUCUUGGUUCACCUUUAUUGGAUUUACUGGUUCAUUCGAAGAGGAAACCCCCCCAGGAAAAUAACAUGAGCUUGUCUGUUCCAUUUGAAUUUUCCUAUGGGAUCAGUGGGCCAGGUCAUACCAUGAAAAGAUUUACAACCCCUUUUUGUGGCCUUUAAUUAGGACUGUAGUAGCUGUCAUUAGCUGAUUAGUGUGCUGGUUUGUGGUCUUGUCAGUUUACCCAGUGUUUAAAUUCCAUGGGGAAGUGCUCAGGAUUGGACACAAUCAGUGCUGGAGUUCAGAUUGUGCACAUUUCCACUUUGAAGUAGCCUUUCCAUGAGUUCUCUGUAAAUACUGAGCAGUUUGUGCUGUGCUGACUUAUCAGGGCUGAUUAGACUCGUGCUUUCUGCUGCUCUGAGGCAGCUGGGCAAGGCUCUCUCUGGUCAAUAGUUUAUCAGCUCGAGAUCUGAGAGAAAAAUCUGACUUCUGACUUGAGGGCCCGGAUGAAAACAUUCACAUUUAUUGAUUUUCCAGCUUGUGAAAAAAUGUUUUCAUUGGAGGGUGCAAAUCUCUAAGAAUUCCUCAUAUUUCAUCAUCUCAACCAAGGAAACACCCCUGCUCCUUGCACGGAUUUAGGGAAGCUGUUUGGUUCCUAGAAUUGCAUUUUGCUGCUUCACUGAAAUGCUUCAGAUUCUGCAGUUCUGCUCACCUGGUCAGCCCAGGCUCUGCAGGAGCUGUUUGGGGACCCCCAGGCCAGCAGCCCUCCCUGGUGAGCACCUGUACAGAUGUUGGUAGAAGUUUUGUAAAACACGAAUUGAAUAAAGAAAUAUUUAU